This is a messenger RNA of Tricharina praecox, 3355 nucleotides long. Its product is annotated as endo-1,3(4)-beta-glucanase. The coding region runs from base 252 to 3074 and encodes 940 amino acids. The transcript has 5 exons. The record is from RefSeq and is a predicted model, not a curated record. Gene Ontology annotation, cellular component: cell surface. Lineage: Eukaryota; Fungi; Ascomycota; Pezizomycetes; Pezizales; Pyronemataceae. Gene Ontology annotation, molecular function: endo-1,3(4)-beta-glucanase activity; glucan endo-1,3-beta-D-glucosidase activity.
CUCCGGCCCACGCUGCCGGCGGAUGGCUUCUUAUAUAUAUGGCCUAGAUGGCCGGCCGUUGGUUCUCGACUUGGUGUUCACGAUAUCGCUCUGUCUGUCUUCACCUUUGAGCCAUCGUGCUCGUCCUGUCAUUCAUUGACCGAGAGACUGUUUGAUUGUACUCUCACACGCUCUUUGCGAUAUUCAUCACUCAUUAUUUAUCCCACCACAUUCAUUUUUUGUUUAACUUCUAGUUCUGAUAUUCACCCAACAUGAGGGUUUCCACCGUCUUUCCCUUGUUCCUUUCGAUCUCCAUAUGGGGUUCGCAUGUGCUGGCCCUGCCUGCUCCGCAGCAGCAGCAGGACGACGAGUCAACAGGUUCGAGCUCUAUUGCGAGAUUCACCACCGAGUCACUCCGUCCAGUCCCCAGCAGCACUCUUGACUCGAGCCCGAGCCCUGGCAGCACUGUUGACGCGAGCCCGAGCCCCACGACAACGUCGACUGUAGAGAUGGAAGAGCACGUACAGGAGGGCGGUCUGGCCGGACAGCCUGAGCCCGAUGUCACCCCAGUGAUCCUAGAGGCGCCGUCUUCGACCGAUCCUGUCCCCGUGGAGACCAUCACGAGUGCAGACUCGAAGGUGCAGAUUCCCGAAGCUCCUACCGCCACCCCUGAUGUCCGUGUUCUGGGCUUCGUCAACACUGAGCUCGACACUCGCGGAAAUCCCAACGUGGAGCCCUUCCCCACCGAGGACCCAAGGACUCAGGGCAAGUUCGAUAGUUCUGCCACCAGGGUGGCGCCGGCGGUUACAUACACCCGGCCCGCCACCAUCGUUGCGCCUGUUGCGCCUGUUGCAAAGCGAGAGGCGGAGGCGGACCACAUGAACUUCCUUCCGGUCCGACAGACCGUUACGAAUAUUUUCGGACCCAUUGCGACUACAGCCCCGCCGGCGCUGUUUUCUCGUCGGACCAAUCACCCCAUCCCGCUGCCGCCGAUGAGUGAUGGGUCCACCGGUCCCGUCCAGACCAACAAGUUCUUCGCCAACAUGAUGCUCGGAGGCCGCAACAACCCCGUCUUCACCUAUCCCUACGAGGUGUGGUGGAGCAACCAGCUCGACGCCCCCUGGGGACUCGGAAUCGACCACCGCGAGCCCGAGCAGCGCCAAUUCGGCCCUACGGAAGCUCCCUCGGGAGCCGUCCGCUGGUACGCCUCGCCCAUCUGGAUCCGGUCCAUCCAGCUCGGAGCAACGGAGUUCAAUCACCAGAGCUCGAGCAUGGAGAUGGCGAACCUCAAAACCCAGAGCGCGGAUCUCACCUUCUUUGCGGACUCGUCGGUGUCCAGGACUACCGCCAAGAUGGAGGUGACGCUGUGCCAGGGAAUGGGCUUCAUCAGUUCGACUGUUACGAACCUCACGCCGGUGCUCGACACUGCCGUCUGGGUCCGCACCCUCACCAAGGUCGAGAACUACAGGCUCGACGCCACCAAGUACCUAAUCACCCUUGAGAACGACUCCGUGUGGGCGCUCUAUGCGUUCUCGAGUUCGCUUCUGCCCACUUUGACUCCGCUGGAUCUUGUGGUCAUCAACAAUGGCCACAUCGAGGCCAGUGGAAAGUUCAGUGGAUUGAUCCAGAUCGUCAAGCUGUCCAAGACCACCACCGUGGACCCUGCGGUGGAGACCGCGUACGACAACGCCGCGGGAUCGUACUGCAAGUCCGUUGAUCUUGCGGGAUCGGUCGCUGGUAGCACUGGAAGCUAUCAGUUCAACUACCAGAGGCAGGGACCCGGCACAUCCGAGCUGUUGAUGUUUGCUCUCCCCCACCACGUCAAAUCCUUCGAGUCCACCACGACCGCCAAACUCGUGUCCGCGGUGAAGCUGCAAAGCCCCGCCAAGGGCGUCAUGACCGCCGUAGUAUCAGACCAGUGGCGUCUCCGCGAGGUGGGAAUUCCCAACACCAUAGGCUGGCUCCCCGUACGCACGGGCGGCGCCGCCACCUGGUCGGCCGCCAACCUCAACCGUCUCUCCACUGUGGCCAAGUCGGAGCUCACCCAGGACUUUGCAAAUGUGACGAAUCUCGACACCAUGUACUUCGCCGGAAAGCCCAUGGCCAAGUAUGCGUUCAUGUGUCUUACCAUGAGCGAGAUCCUGAAGGAUGUGCCACUGACUAGGCAGUGUCAGAUUAAGUUGAAGGCGGCCUUCGCUCGUUUCGCAAAUAACACCCAGAUCAACAAACUGGUGUACGAUACUAAGUGGAAGGGCGUGGUUACGGAUGCCAUCUACAAGACCGGCGAUCCACAGGUCGAGUUUGGCGCAGGCGUGUACAACGACCACCAUUUCCACUACGGCUACUUCAUCCAAGCAGCGGCGAUCAUCGCCUACCUGGAGAACAAGCACUUCGACCUCAAGAACCACAACUGGAUCCGGCUCAACGGGCCCUGGGUGAACACACUGAUCCGGGAUGUGGCCAAUCCGUCCUCCCUCGACCCGCACUUCCCCGUCUCCCGCUCUUUCGACUGGUUCCACGGGCACUCGUGGGCCAAGGGUCUCUUCGAGUCAUGGGACGGCAAAGACGAGGAGUCCUCGUCGGAAGACUACAACUUUGCGUACGCGAUGAAGCUGUGGGGCAACGUAGUUGGCGAUGCCGCCAUGGAGGCGCGCGGGAACUUGAUGCUGGCGAUCAUGAAGAACAGCAUGAACGAGUACAUGCUGCUGUCGUCGGGGAACACGAACCAUCCCGCAAACUUCGUCGGCAACAAGCUCUCCGGCAUCCUCUUCGAGAAUAAGGUUGAGCACACGACGUACUUUGGUCACCUGCCGCAGUAUAUACAUGGUGUGCAUAUGCUCCCGCUCACCGCUAUUUCGCCGUAUAUCCGUGGUCAGACGUUCGUCACCGAGGAGUGGAAUCUCUACUUUCGUGGGAAGACGGGCGCCAUCGAUGAUGGCUGGAAGGGCAUUCUCUAUGCGAACCUCGCGCUCAUCGAUGCGAAGGGCACGUUUGCGUUCUUUAAUAGCACCGGCUGGAAGGCGAAGUGGCUCGAUGGGGGGGCGUCGAGGUCGUGGUAUAUGGCGUUCUCGGGGUCGCUCGGCGGUGCUGCGUAGAAGAGGAGGGGUUGAGUUCGAUAGUUGUCUUUUUUGGAUGUUUUUAUUUUGGGAUGGUUUCCUCGGCUGCGAAGUAGUAACGAGAGCUGGUUGAUUCUGGUUAUGAAGUAUGCACAUACAUACAUUCUGGUUGCAUUUCUGUAUGUACCUACUUUGCUAUGACCGUGGAAGUAAUUGUGUUGCGAUAUCACUUUGAAUCCGGAUCGUAUGGCGAAGAUCGUAUGGCGCAGAUCCGAGGUCGGCGAGUGUGAUGCGUAUGCAAUAACGGGAGUGCCGCCGCC